AUGGGUAAAUCCAUUCCUGUUUCAUCGUCAUUAUUGUACAAGACUAUCUAUUAUAAACGUUAUUUAUCAAAUAUUCUCGAUUACAUGCCGACAGCUGUAAAAACAAAUUUAAUUGAAGAAAAUACCGAAGGUGUUCUUUUGGUAUCAACACGGAAUCAAGAAAAUUUAAAAUCAUUUAAUUUAGAACCAUUAGCAGAGAAUAUCGUUCUAGUUGAUCAAUUAAUAGUCGAGAAACAAGAAGAAACGUCGGAUAUCAGUAACACAACAAUAGAAGUCGAUGCCCUUAUUAUUGAUAAUGAUGAAUAUUUUCAACAAUUCGAUUGUCCAAGUGAUAGUGAUGAUUCAUUUUCAGAAUACAACUAUCUCGAUCAAUAUAAUUUAACAUCGAAACAACACGAUAUCAUUGAACAAUAUGAAUUAGAAGCAGAUUCAUGUUGUCGAUUAAAAUCAAAACGUUCACAUAAAAAAAUGAAGGCAAAACGACAAAUAAAAACAAAACAUGCAAAAACAAUAAAAAUCAAUUCUCAUGGCCAACAUCUCUAUGUUAAUCAUCGUUUACAUAAAAUGCAUCAGUUAGAUCCACCAAGUUUAAACUGUAUGCCAUCGCCACAGUCUUCUUUUUCACCGCUGCCGUCCAAAAUCAAUUCAUUCACUGCGCCAUCAUUUAGAUUAUGCCGUGUACCAAAACAAUCGAUCUGCUCGUUCACAACAACGAUAACAAACAUCGUUCAUAAUCAAGAUAUUCCAUAUCAACUACAUGAUUACACCAUAGAUGCAACAAAUAUUCCACAGGAUAUUCAAGAUGAGCAAAUGGUCUCUUUCUUACUUGACAUGCAAAAUCGUGAACUAUCACCAGAAGAUUAUGAAAUGUUAUGUAGAUUAGAUGAACGAGUUGAACGAAAAACGGUGAACAGUUCGGUAUUAGAUACGUUAAAAACAGUGUAUAUUGAAAAUAUAGAUGAGUAUGCAUCAUUCCAGUCUGACAUUUCACAAAUUUUGGUUGAACGUGGCCAACUUCGUACAGAACUACUAGCCAAAGAAAAAGUGUUAAAUGAUUAUUUGCAACAACGAAAUACACUUACAAAUACAUUAAAGCAAGUUAGAAAUGAAAAAGAUGAUCUUCUAGUCAAAUGCCAGAAAUUAAAACAAGAAAAACUUUCAGCUGAGUCGGAAAAGGGUGCAAAUACAAUUCAUGUGACGAUAUUAAAAGAAGAAAAAAACAUUUUGGAACAAAAACUAUUAGAAAGUACUCAAUUACAAGAAGAAUAUCGAAUGAAAAAUGACGAGCUUAGUCGUCAACUUUUUCACUCACAACAGCAGUUACUCAAAAGAAGAAGCAUAUCACCCUCAAGUCACCCAUUGAACAGUACAGCUACCAACGAGCAACUUAAAGAAAUCAAAAAAAGAAAUAUGGAACUAGAAAAGUUAAUAGAAUCAAUUCAUAAUAAUUAUAAGACUGAAUUACAAGUAGUCAGAGAUGAAUCAGAUGUAAAAGAUGCGCAAUUAAAUGAAUUGAAUAAUCUUGUUAAUCAUUAUGAAAAGAAGGUUGAAGAAAAAGAAAAAAAUUGUAAAGAACUUGGACAACGUUUAAAUGAUUUAGGUAAAUCAUGUCGAUCUCAAAUGCCAGACAAAUUGACAUUAAGUGAAGAAGACAGACGUACGAUCGAAAAUGAUCCAGAUUUUAGUUCCGUUCUGUUCAUUUAUAAAUCAUCUAAAAGUCUGUUUGAUAUACUAGUUGAUUAUUCAUUGUUACAAAAACAAAUUGAAACAUUAACGUCAGCAAAAGAAAAAAUCGAAUUGCACCAUCGACAAAAUGAAAAAGUAUUGCGUCAAGCACAUUGUGAUUUAACAGAAUUGAAAACGCAACAUGAACGACUAAAAAUUAUUAAAGAACGUUUACAAUUCGAUUAUGAAGAAUGUAUUAAAGGGAAACAAUUGAUACUAAAAGAAAAAAAUGAGUUGGAUAAACGUUUACAUCAUGUACAAAAGGAAUUUGAUGAUUGUCUAGAUGAUUGUAAUAACAUGCGUUCACAAAUUUACUAUCUAUUUGAAAACAAUUGUAUCAAAGGCAAUUUACCAUCAUACGAUCAACGUUUUCUAACCGAUGAUGUUAGUGAACGUCUAGGUGUUGUAACAUUUUCAACAGUUGAAGAAUUAUAUGAACAAUAUAUGAAAUCUAUAUCGGAAAUACGUGAAACUGAUCGUCUCUAUUCAGAAUUAGAAGAAAAAACGCGACAGACAAUGAAUGAAAUGGAAGAAAAAAAUUUUGAGUUAAAAUCACAUUUAGAUAAAUUGAAAUUGAAGUUAGAUGAAACAAAAACAGAUAUUCGAAUUGAAACGUUAGCCAAAGAAUUGAUGGAACAGCAACGACAGAGAGCAACGUCUGCGACUGAAAAUAUUGGUUCUUCAUUAUCAACAUUUAUUUGUCAAACAGAUUUAACACUUUCGGAUAUUAAACUAAUGGAAUCGACUGUAAAACAAUUUGAACAGACAACGGCAGAAAUACAAAUCGAAAGAACAAGGACAAAUGACCAAACGAUACAUUUACAACGUCAAAUCGAUCAUUAUCAAUUACAAAACGAUCUUGAUCGGCAAAAGUUAUCUGAAUUACAAACAACAUGUGAUGAAUAUCAACGAUCGAUAACAUCGAUUUUGAACGAUGUGCAAACAUCUGAAACAAAUUGUCAAGAAUUAAAAUCUAAAAAUCGUGAGUUACAACAUAAUUACGAUUUAGCAAUGGGUAAUCUAAAUGAUCUCAAACGAGAAUACGAUAAAUUAGAAUUAGAUAAUCAACAUAUGAAAAAUUUGCAAGAUGAGUUUCUUGAACGCCUUAAAAGUGAUAUUGAUACCAAGUUAAAUGAGCGUCAAGAGAAUAAUAUCAACGAAAAAUUAAACAGAUCUAUUGAAGAAUUAAAUAUUAUAAUGAAAGAUUGUGUAAAGCAAACUGAACGUUGUACAAAUACAUCGGCUGAUACAUCUAGUUUAACAAAAAUGGAAAUUGUUUAUCGUCAACUUCAACAACGACAUCAACAUGAUAUUGAACAACAUCAUAGUAUCGCUGAAUCAUUACGACUAAAAUUGAGAGAUUGUCAAAAUGAACUGAAACGUGCUCAGUCUGAACAUGAUAAAAUAUGCGAUUCAUUAGAAACAGAACGAUCCGUAUAUGUUACGAAAGUAGCUGAGCUAGAAGAAAAGUUACGUAGUGCUGACACAACAACGAUUGUGACACGACUAUUACCAUCAGCAACACUCGAAAAUCGUUUGAAAGAAGAAGAAGAACAAACAGCGUCGUUGAGAAGUUUUAAUGUCAAACUCAACGAUAAAAUUGAUGCAAUACAAAAGCUAAUGACUAGUGAUAAAAAGUUAUACGAAGAAAAAAUGAAUGGCAUAUUAAAAGAAUUACAAGAUACUCGAAAUGAUCGAGAUGUACUUGAGAAGAAAAUCGCUGACUUGAAUGAUGAACAACAACGUCUCGUUAAUGAAUUUAAAGAAAAGGAAGACGCAUUUGAAAUGGACAUAUUCAAAUUAAAAGCGGAUAUUGAUAAUUUGAAAUCAACAAAUGAAACUUUAAAGCAAACUGUUAGUUCAAGAGAAAAUGAUCUGGACUUUCUGCAGCAAACAGUAGCUGAUUACGAAAAAAAACUGACUGAUUUGGAAAAAGAAUAUCAUCUACUUAAAGAAAAAUCAGCUCAAUAUGUCCGACAAAGUGGAUUACCCACCAGCGAUCUUGAAACCAAAAUAUCAGACUGGGAUGUACAUCAAGAAGAUUUUGAUUCUAGCCAACUGACAACAGCUGAUGAAUAUGCUUUUCAAACGUCGGAUCAUUUAUCACCAAAUGACGAAGUUGUUCAACCAAAAACACCAAGAAAACGCUUUCGACUUGCAAAAGCUAAUAUUUCUCUCUGGUUUCUAUUUUCCAGAUCAACAGGUGAACAAACUCCAACAACAACGAUGCAACUGCGAUCAAAACGUUCGAGUAGUGUUGAUAGUCAAAAUUUAAUGCGGUUUGAUUCAUCGCGAGAUCAAGAUAAUGACGUAGAUGACAAUGAUGAUGCCCAAUCAGUCAUUUCAACCCAAUCAGAGCCAGCAUCAACGAAAAAACGAAAAGUAGAAAUACCAGAAUAUAAAUUACCAGCUGUUCAAGAAGAAGUUAUACAGGGCGAAGAAGAUGUUCCAAAAGAUGGUGCAUCUCAACAAAUAGCUUAUCACACACGUUCACGAUUGAGAAAACAAACGCGACGUAAUUAG
Molecule: messenger RNA, 4248 nt
Organism: Didymodactylos carnosus
Lineage: Eukaryota; Metazoa; Rotifera; Eurotatoria; Philodinida; Philodinidae
Source: the annotation of a GenBank genome assembly